Messenger RNA from Aedes aegypti (yellow fever mosquito), 1306 nucleotides. RefSeq names its product aquaporin. Gene Ontology annotation, cellular component: plasma membrane. Gene Ontology annotation, molecular function: water channel activity. The record is from RefSeq and is a predicted model, not a curated record. NCBI's taxonomy places the organism in Eukaryota, Metazoa, Arthropoda, Insecta, Diptera, Culicidae. Gene Ontology annotation, biological process: transmembrane transport. The transcript is spliced from 4 exons. The coding region runs from base 331 to 1080 and encodes 249 amino acids.
AGUGCUGUCUCGUCGGCGAUUGAAGCAGGACGCGCAGGAUUCUUCCGCUGCCCAGAAUUCCCACCAGUGAUAUUGUUGUUGUGAAAAGCUACACAGCUGCAGGUGAUUUUAUAAGUUUUUCAUUUAAGAAUCCGAUUUAAGACACUUGGAAGAGUGAGUGCGAAGCAGUACGAGGUGUGUUUCCAAGAUAAGUGCGUUCCGUUUGGUUAAGUCGAGUGUGUUCAUAGCCAACGUGUUUGCGGAGAAGUGCUGUUCAAAUUUGUCCACUGCAUUAACACGGUUGUUGUCCUGCGCUUGAGGACACCGAAUCAAUUAAUAGCAAAGUAAACGAUGAAGAAAUCAACGCUCGACACCAUCUCGAUCCUGCUGGCGGAGCUUGUGGGAACAGGCCUUCUAGUAUUGCUAGGAUGCAUGGGUUGCGUCGGCGUCCUUGGUCAUGUACCUUCUCACUUCGAGCUAUGCAUCAACUUCGGUCUGGUGGUCAUGAUUCUAGUCCAGGUGUUCGGUUGCGUUUCCGGUUGUCACAUCAAUCCCGCCGUGACGGCCGCGGCCUGGGUCUAUGAAAUGGUGUCUACUAAGAUGGCUCUCGGAUACGUUGCGGCCCAGUGCAUCGGAGCCUUCAUGGGCUUCGGAAUGCUCAAGAUGCUCACCCCGGCGGUAGCUUUCAUGGAUGCUCUGGAGAAGGGCGCCGGAUUCUGUGUGACCACGCCCAACGCUGGAAUCACGACAGCGCAAGCCGUAGGAAUCGAAUUCCUCGCCACCGGUGUCCUCGUUCUGGUGUGCUGUGGAGUGUGGGAUCCUCGCAACUCCAAACUGCACGAUUCGGUCCCACUCAAGUUCGGUUUCACCAUCGGAUGCUUGGCUGUUGCUGCUGGACCAUACACCGGAGCCAGUAUGAACCCGGCUCGAUCCCUCGGACCGGUCCUGUGGAACGGCGACUGGACGGCUCACUGGGUCUACUGGGUUGGACCACUGACGGCGGCUUUCAGCAUUGCCUUCCUGUACAAGACGGUGUUCAGGCGCGAGGUUCCCGAGCCGGAGUACAACCGUGAACUGACCGCUCUCAAUACUGAGAAAUAGAAGAAUGCUCAUAGAUACCCCCGUUCCCCCAACGCGGGAUAACCGAAAUCUACUCUUCAUCAACAGUGCCACUGAAACCGAGAAUGCCAAAAUGAUAGAUGUGAAUGUUUUGAAAUUGCCCAGUUGUAGCUUCAGAGAAACUUUUUGGAAAACUUAGAUUGUAAUGAUUUAGAUAUUAAGGAUAGAGAAGACGUAUGCUGUAUGUUGUGUUUAAUAGAGAGUUUAG